UUCGUCCAGCAGCACCGAUGGGGAUCUCGAACCUCCUGCCGCAGCUCAAGUCGAUCACGUCGCCGACGACGCUUCGGCAGUACCGCGGGAAGACGGUGGCGGUCGAUGGCUACUGCUGGCUGCACCGUGGCGUCUACAGCUGCAGCCAAGAGCUCUGCCUCGGCCAAGAAUCCGACAAGUAUAUCAAGUACUUUAUGGAGCGUGUCGAACAUCUACUGACCUGUGGUGUGAUCCCAUACAUUGUCUUUGAUGGCGGGUACCUGCCGAUGAAGAAGCUCAAGGAAGACGAGCGUCGAAGCUCGCGCAACAAGAACCGCCAGAGUGGCCUCGAGUACCUCCACCAGAAGAAGUACGAUCUGGCCCGGCAGUGCUUUGUCAAGGCCGUCGACGUGUCACCGUUCAUGGCCCAUCGCGUCAUCGAGUGUCUCAAGAAGCGCAAUGUACAGUACGUCGUCGCGCCGUACGAAGCCGAUGCGCAAAUGGCUUACCUUGCGCGCAAUGGUCUCGUCGACGCCGUCAUUUCCGAAGACUCGGACUGUCUUCCAUUUGGCUGCUCGACGGUACUCUUCAAGAUGGACCAGGCUGGACACGUGGACGAGAUCCAGCUGUCCAACCUAGCCAAGAACAAGGGUCUGUCGUUCGUCGGCUUUGACGACGAUAUGUUUCUCGAUAUGUGCAUCAUGUCCGGCUGCGACUAUGUCGCCUCGAUCCCAGGCCUCGGCGUCAAAAAGUCCCACGGCCUCCUCCAGCGCUACGGCUCCUGGCGCAAGGUCGUCCGGGCGCUUCGCAUCGAGAGCAAACUCAAGAUCUCGCCCACCUAUGAAGCCGACGUCGAGGAAGCCCGCUUGACCUUCCGUCACCAGCGUGUGUUUGAUCCGCGCACCAAGACGCUCGUGACGCUGACACCGCUGCUAUCGACGACGUUGACCAACACGGACUUUCUCGGGCCCGUCAUUCCCGACGACAUCGCGGCGCAGAUCGCAGAUGGGAGCAUGGACCCAAUCUCGCAGACGCUGUUCCCGGCGUCGAUGGCAGCGCGGUUCACGGCCGUCCCCCGUGCGCUGGCCCCGCCAAAGCCAGUGACACCGGUCCAGAAAAAGGUGCCUGCGAUGUUUGUGACGCCAGAGGCCGACAAGGAGAAUGCAUUCACGCGCAUGCUCUCGGCGGCAGGCACGUCGUCGCUCGUGCAGCGGUCGACCAUGAAGCGCAAGCUCCCGCUCAGCUUUGCCGAUGCGAACGCUUCCAAGUGGAUGUACAAAAAACCCACACACCCAACCAAGACGACAGCUCACGUCACCAAGGGUAGCAGUCGCUUCUUUGCCCCGAAACCAAGCCUCAACGCGACUCCGACCCCAGCGCCGACCGAAGAGCCGAUCCAAGAGCCGACCCAAAAGUCGACCCAAGAAGCGAUGACGCCAGCGAGUACCGACGUCGUCGAGUCGACGCCGCCCGCGACGAUCCCACAACCGACUGUACAGAGUCCGAUCAAGAAACGCGCGCCGCCACGAACCCUCUUUGACCACUUUCGCUUCCACGCUUCGGCGAAGUAGAUCUAGAGCAGAUGAAUACAGUGUAUGUAUGUGAAUAGACAAAAUAGUAG
Saprolegnia parasitica CBS 223.65 is the source of this 1600-nucleotide messenger RNA. RefSeq lists its product as hypothetical. Lineage: Eukaryota; Oomycota; Saprolegniomycetes; Saprolegniales; Saprolegniaceae. The transcript has 10 exons. The record is from RefSeq and is a predicted model, not a curated record. Gene Ontology annotation, molecular function: 5'-flap endonuclease activity; DNA binding; metal ion binding. Bases 18 to 1550 code for a protein of 510 amino acids.